AUGAAAUGUCGGGGACCCAGGCUGAAGUUCUGUUGCUGCUGCGUGAAUCUACGGGCGGGAUGUUUUUACAUGGCGCUUUUCGAGAUUUUCGCAUCGAUCCUGGGAUUCUUUGUUGGCGAAGAUGGUCGUCUGUUACUAAUGGGCCGGACCGCCUAUAUGGUGCACUUUAUUGGUUCGAUUUUUCUGAUGAUGAGCAGUUUCUUGCAGAUCGAAUUUAUGGUGGUCAUCUAUCUGGUGACAAAUAUAAUCCACCUGAUCUUUUGUACCGCCUUUAUUAUCGACUACGCGUUAAGUUGUAGCUUCUGCACUCUAGAAUCGAUUCCUGUAUUUUUUACCCUGGUUUUCAGCCUUUAUUUUUGGAUAGUGGCCUUUGCCUAUUGGCGACGCCUUCUCUGGGAACACAACAUCGAAAACGACGAGUGACGCGAAG
This is a messenger RNA of Drosophila erecta, 430 nucleotides long. RefSeq lists its product as uncharacterized. The record is from RefSeq and is a predicted model, not a curated record. The transcript has 4 exons. Lineage: Eukaryota; Metazoa; Arthropoda; Insecta; Diptera; Drosophilidae. The coding region runs from base 1 to 423 and encodes 140 amino acids.